Molecule: messenger RNA, 3981 nt
Organism: Onychostoma macrolepis
Lineage: Eukaryota; Metazoa; Chordata; Actinopteri; Cypriniformes; Cyprinidae
Product: arrestin domain-containing protein 3-like
Exons: 7
Coding region: 2027-3241 (404 amino acids)
Biological process (GO): protein transport
Cellular component (GO): cytoplasm; plasma membrane
Source: RefSeq, a predicted model, not a curated record
AACAUUGGUUUUGCGAUGUUUCACAGAACCACGAUAUGCUGUUGUUUUUGAAUACAGCUUCCAAAAGACAAAAAAUAGCCGAUUAAUAUUUAUUUAAUACAAUCACAGUGGUGUGAUUAGAUCGGUCAGUGCGUCAUCAUCAGCUGCUAAAUUCAAACCUGUGUUCGCUGGCUGGCGCUGAGCCACAUUAUAACCAAUCACACACGAUGCUGUUGAGUUUAUGAAUGCAAUGACCAAUCAUAGCUGUUCAGAUGAGUCAUCGCUAAAAUGACGGCGUUUUCUUCACUUGCUCGCUGACUGAAUACCUCUUUCUGGCGAGUUCUCUCGUCAGAAACAACAAAGUGCAAAUGUGUGUACGAAUCUGUAAGAUAUUAAUUUCAUAGUGUAAACAGCUUCAGUGAUUUGUUCAGUGAUUUGUUAUCAUAUUUCAAUUAUACUUUUGUGUUUUUUCUUGGUCCUACUUAAAACCUGUUUUUUUAUUUUUAUUCAUUUAUAUAUAUAUAUUUUUUUUAUAGUUGCACACAUGCAUUUUGAUGGAUCUACAGUCAUGCUCAUCAGAAAAAUAGUUCAGUUUGGUCCAAUAAUCUUCAACUGAGAAUGCUGAGAAAAUUGAGUGAGAGCCAGAGUUUGUUUAAAAGGUUAUUUCAGGAAACAAUAUUUCCAAGUCUAAUCCAAGAAUCAACAAAAGGACAAUUUAAGUAAGACAUAAAGUAAUAAAUAAUUGUUCACUUAACAAGAAACCAAUGGCCAGAAAUAAGAUAAAAUGUUGCCAUCUCGUGGUUAUCAGUGAAAGUGCACUACAAAGACUAGAAAGACUGAUUUGGCUUUUGAAUUGUAGGUAUACGUAUUGCAUUUGCUUUUGUGCUGCAUUAGAUGGUCUGGCUUCAUACCUAUUUAAAUUGAAAUAUUAUAUCCAACUACUAUUCAAAAUAUACUAAAUUCUCAUGUGGGAUCAGUUGUAACAGUUUACUGCAGUUAAUAUUUAUCGCUGUGGGAUUAUUUUUUAAAAGUUAUGAAGUUUUGUGUGGAAAAUCAAAUUUAAGAUAUAAUUCACAUUCAUACACAAAAAAAGUAAGACCUUUUGGGUCUGGAUUUUUUAAUCUAAUAUACUAAACCAGUGAUUGAGAAAGCACACCUUUAAUUGGAAUUUCAAAAUAGCAUACUAGUAUACUGUUCUCAUUAUUUUUACCACAUAAAGAUCAACAAGUCCUCCAACUCAUACGACCGUAAAGGUCGUUUGUCACUAUCCUCAAAUACGACCCAUACGAGCGUUCCCUAGAUUAGCGCCCCUACCGGCAACAGGAGAUACUACAGAUACUUUCGCCUAAAUGCAUUGUGGGUUUCUCUUAAAAUGCUUGCUAUUUGCGUUUUAAACUCUCCUGGCUAUUCAAAGUGUUUUAUUGCUAAAAAGAUAUGGAUUUUAACUUCAAGACACAGGUAGAGUUUCCACCCGUCUCGUAAAGUAACGUUAGUCGAUCGUCCUGUAUUUAUGAAUGAAAUUAUGUGUUUCAAAUCGAUACUGUACACUAUUUAUCCCAUUAUUUCAACAUGUUUGACGUUCAGAUCAUUCAAGUGGACCCUGCCAGCAUAAAGUUAGUUUUCAUUGUGAUAUUUGUUUGAAAUUAGCCUGUGGUUGGAAAGUGAUCAUGUAAAAGUCCACACAUUUACCAUGUUUUUACGUAGUUUUAAUGUGGUAUUUGUAGUUAAAACACGGUAUCCACAACACUUACCUUGUUUCACCACAGUAACUGUGUACUAUUUGUAGUUAAAGCACAAUAACACAACAUUUACCAUGUUUUUACCACAGUAACAGUUUUAAUGUGGUAUUUGUAGUUAAAACACGGUAUCCACAACACUUACCUUGUUUUACCACAGUAACUGUUUUUUUGUGUGUAGUCUGCGUUCGAGGGGAGGGGCUUACCGAUCAAUUGUUGGAAGCGUCACGCCCUCAACCAGUGUUUUGUUUCACAGGAAAGACAAUCCUGCUUUAGAUUUGAAUGUCUAGAAUACAGACGUAGAAACUAAAAUGUCAAAAUCCAUAAAAGAGCUCAGUCUUCACUACGACCCGAUUAAUGAAAGCAAUACUUUUACUAGUGGAGAUAUUGUAGAGGGACGAAUUGUUUUGGAGGUAACCAAAAAAAUAAAGGUGGACAGUUUUUUUGUGAAGCUGACGGGGGACGCACAUGUGAGCUGGACUAAAGGCUCAGGUGACAACAAAAGAACCUAUAGCGACGAUGAGAGAUACGUCAAUCUAAAGCAAUACUUCAUUCAAGACAGCUCGAAGAAAGGAGAAAGUGAAAAGAAUACAACUCUUGUAGAUGGAGAGACUUAUGGAUCAGUGAUUAGGCCAGGAAGUCAUGUUUUUCCAUUCAGAUUUCAGCUGCCUCAACAAAAUAUGCCUCCAUCUUUUAAAGGAUUUCAUGGCUGGGUUAAGUAUAUCUUGAUGGUAAAGCUGAGCAGGCCUUGGAAGUCACCAUCUUCUACAUAUACGGAAUUAAACUUUGUGCUGAGAAAUGAUGGGACCAAUGAUCAUUUACUGCAGCCACAAUCUGGCACACAAGACAAGAAGAUGAAAUUUUUUGGCUCAGGAAAAAUGGAAAUGACUGUAACAGCUGAAAAAACUGGCUAUAUGCAAGGUGAAACAAUCAGAGUUUUUGUUGACAUUGACAACUCUUCAUCUCGUGACGUCAAGCUAAAAUACAGCCUCAAGCAGCAACAGACGUUUAUCGCUGGCAGGAGCACUAAUAGAUCAAAUAAGGAUAUAGUCAAAGAGACUAGAGAUCGCAUCCCUUCUGGAGAAAAGUCAAAAUUCAUAGUGGACGUGACCCUUCCACGUGACCUGACUGUCACCAUUGAAAACUGCAGAAUUCUAAAAGUGCAGUAUGAACUCAAGGUCUAUCUGGAUGUGUCUUUUGCAUCAGAUCCAGAAGUCAAAUUUCCUGUGGUCAUUCUUCCACCUGAUCAACCGUGUCCUCCCUGGCAAGGCCCACCUGGAGGAUCCCAGCCAUAUCCACCACCUCAGCCUAACCUUGUGCCUUAUCCUGGUGAACUACCUCCUCCACCUGCAGGACUUUACCCCAAUCUGUACGACCCUACAGUGCCGCCCUAUCCAGGAGCUGCUGCAGGGGUCUAUCCAAAUCCACAUGCCAUCCCGCUUGGUUUCCAUCUGGCUCCUUCUGCACCAGUUUCUGAUCCAAAUCAAAGCACUACUAAAGAAUCCUCUCCUAAUGUGCCUUAUUAGUCUCCUUCACAAGCCAAACAGCUUUGUAUGCAUGCCUUCUAUCUGCAAGCUCAGUGACUAUUGUUGUGCCUUUUAAGCUUAGCACUUUUUUCAUUAUACAGGAAAUGUAUAGACCUUAUGUAGCCACGCCCCUUUUUAGUACUUCACUCAUAAAUCUUCAGUUUAUAUUGACGCAACACGAAGGUAAGAAGUUACAAACUUUUGUAUGAACCACUCAUUUUAAAAUCUUCCCAGUCUUCUGACAUUUGUUUUGACAUCCAUUUCAAAGAUUUUAGUGCUCAUGAUCAUUUUUGUUUACUCUACACUACAGUAAGCAAAUCCACUUCACCUGCUAAAACUCUUUGACAGCAAUGCUAUAGAAAUAUACAGAAUUACUUCAAAACGGAAGUUCAAAACAACAUUCUAAAAAUGUCUGCUUGCUUGUUUCUCUGGAACAUAAGGUCUACAAGCACUCUAUCCACUCCUACUGAAAUAUUUUGCUAAUAGUACUGCAGUUGUAUUGAUACUGCACUGCAUUUACACUUUUAAACUCCAUCCAUGAUGAAUUGAUCUAUAGACUGUAUCUAUUACUGCAACAAUGCAUGCUUGUAUGAGUUUCUUUACUGAAGCUCUGAUUAUUUCAUAACAUAUUGGUUACUCGAGAAUCAAAUGUGACUAAAAGUAACAACAAAGAGACCCUAUGAAAUUAUGCUAAAAUAAUUGUGACAUGAAUUAAAACCAGGGCUCUGAACAUGCACAAA